Messenger RNA from Bufo gargarizans (Asiatic toad), 1786 nucleotides. Its product is annotated as 3-hydroxybutyrate dehydrogenase type 2. Gene Ontology annotation, molecular function: 3-hydroxybutyrate dehydrogenase activity. Gene Ontology annotation, biological process: siderophore biosynthetic process. Gene Ontology annotation, cellular component: cytoplasm. The record is from RefSeq and is a predicted model, not a curated record. The transcript is spliced from 10 exons. Bases 81 to 818 code for a protein of 245 amino acids. NCBI's taxonomy places the organism in Eukaryota, Metazoa, Chordata, Amphibia, Anura, Bufonidae.
CUGGUUCCUGUGUGUCACGUGACUGCUGACAGUUCAGAGGUCAGUCUGCUGACAGUCCGGGGGCAGAGUACUCAGGUAGAAUGGGUCGCUUAGAUGGAAAAGUAAUUUUGCUGUCAGCAGCAGCCCAGGGAAUUGGACAGGCCGCUGCCAUUGCAUUUGCUAAAGAAGGAGCAAAGGUUAUUGCAACGGACAUCAAUGAAGAGAAGUUGAAAGCUCUAGAAUCGUACAAAGGUAUUCAGACAAGAGUAUUAGAUGUCACUAAGAAGGAGCAGAUUGAACAGCUAUGCCAGGAGCUCGAUAGAAUUGAUGUUCUCUUUAAUGUGGCUGGGUUUGUUCACCAUGGAAGUAUUUUAGAUUGUGAGGAGAAGGACUGGGAUUUCACUAUGAAUCUCAAUGUACGAAGCAUGUAUCUCAUGAUCAAAACAUUCCUGCCAAAAAUGCUUGCUCAAAAAUCCGGAAAUAUUAUCAACAUGUCUUCUGUAGCCUCCAGUAUUAAAGGAGUAGUUAACAGAUGUGUAUAUAGCACUUCAAAGGCCGCAGUCAUUGGUCUGACAAAAUCUGUUGCUGCAGAUUUCAUUGAGCAAGGGAUUCGGUGUAACUGCAUAUGUCCAGGAACCGUGGAUACACCUUCUUUGAGAGAGAGGAUCCAAGCCAGACCAAACCCUGAACAGGCUUUAAAGGAUUUUCUUGCGAGACAAAAGACUGGAAGAAUGGCCACAGCAGAAGAAGUUGCCCAUCUGUGCGUAUACCUCGCUUCUGAUGAAUCCGCUUACGUUACUGGUAAUGCGCACAUCAUUGAUGGCGGCUGGAGUAUGUAAAUCGUGUCACAUGAAUUUGGCAACCGAUGAACCUCUUCACCAGAAAUCAGCAGAAAUAGAACAUCGUUUAAAUCUAAUGUAAAUGCACACAGAACAAUAUUUUUUUUUUAACCUGAAAAUGCUUAAACUUUCCUCAUAUCUGUACACAGGCUUAUAAAUAAUAGAUCUGGUAUCAAACCCAAAGACAAAAAGUGAUCUCAAUGUCCAUAACAACCAAUCACAGUUCAUGUCACUUUUUCUCUGAGAUAGUUUUGAUACAUGAACUCAAUAAGCAGAUUUAUGAAACUGUCUAAAAGAAAAAAACAGCACAGAUUUCAUUUUUCAACAGCAGAAUACAAAAUGAAAGCUGCUAAAAUGGGGCCGACAACCCUUGGCGUCUUGACCUAUGCCCCGAUCAUUAAAAAAAAAAAAAAACUCUUGCAUGUCCACUACCCCGUUCCUGGCUGCUUCCAGCCCCCACAGGACAAGGAAGUGACUUGGUCUCGUGACCACUGCAGCCAGGCAUAGGCUUCUGUGGCUUGAAUGGUACAACGCUGCUGUGUCAAAGCAAUCAAGUCACUGUGUCCACUGAGGCCUGUUACUGGCCUUAGCAGUUGUGGGACCAAGCAGUUUCCUGGUCCUGCGGGCACUGUAAGCAGCCAGUAAUGCAGCAAUGGUGACACUACUGGCAGGUGGGUGGGGAUUUUAUAUUUAAGGGCACAGGUUAGGACCCAGGGGUUGUCGGCUUCAAGGCUGGAAAUCCCUUUAAAGAAAUACAUAUCGGAAAUUAAUUGAGAUUUUAUUUUGUGUGUGUAUAAAAAGACCUAAAUCUUUGACUUUGCCUUUGUAAUUCACAGAAUGAUUAAUAGUACAAGUUCCUAUGGGUGAUUACAUUUCACUUCAGUUAAACAAAAGUAGACCAAUGACAAAGUCCUAUCGGUUUACACGACCAUGUCGUUUAGUUGGAAGAAUAAAAAUGAUGAUUUUCA